GGAUCGCUUGUGCUCCUUCUGAAGAUCCUUCCGGCAACAACGGAACCCUCAGACGCCCCUUCCUAUCCUUACGAGAAUCCUCUGCCUCCUCCUUGUCCCCCGGGCGAUCCAAUCUGCGAAACGCCCACGGAGAAUCACGGCGAUGAUCUACAGUUGGGAGAUUUUUACGAAGAUAUUGUGGGGAGUGAGAGUCUCCAUAUCCAAGGAGAUACGAAUCGUGGAAUCGGUGACGAAGAAGAUAAAGGUUGGAAUAAGGACACGGAUGAAGAAAAUAUGGGCGGGAGACAAGAAUCACAAAAGGAGGAAGUCGAGGUGAUUCUAGACUGUGUUUUCUCGAAUAUACCAAUCGUAGGAGGCAAGUGGUUGACGAAAAUAUUCCGAGAGAGAGUGUCCGAUGCAACACUGAUCGAGGCAACAAAUAGUUUCAUCGACGGUGGGGAACUUCUUAUCAACCUGAUCAAUCUCAAACCACGUUCGGUACCCGUGAAGUUUUUCAAAUCUCUCAGUUCCUGUUUCGAGUUCGAGGAAGAUUAUAAUCCCCACGAAAGAGCAAAAGGGGAAGGACCUACUCAGAGCACAGGAGAUUCUAACAGUGACGAGGGACCGAAGGCGAAAAUGGCAUCGUCUACCCUCUCGCACCAAAGAAAACGGAGGUCGGCCAAGGGUGGUUAUGGCAAGGAUACUCUCUAUGGAUUUUCUCUUCUUGGCCUGUUAAUUGUCGGCUCAUUAAUAGCCUAUCUUAUUUAUCUCUUAACGAUGUGAUUUAAGGAGAAAACAUUGAUUAACCCUGGUGAAUUCUUGUUAAUUUGGGCAUUAUUUGUGAUGUGAUUAUCUCGUAUGUGGUAUUACAUAUAUGUAUGUAUGAAUAUGUAUACACACACACACACACACACACACACACACACACACACACAC
Penaeus monodon (black tiger shrimp) is the source of this 915-nucleotide messenger RNA. RefSeq lists its product as uncharacterized. The record is from RefSeq and is a predicted model, not a curated record. Lineage: Eukaryota; Metazoa; Arthropoda; Malacostraca; Decapoda; Penaeidae.